This is a messenger RNA of Paramecium sonneborni, 1907 nucleotides long. Lineage: Eukaryota; Ciliophora; Oligohymenophorea; Peniculida; Parameciidae. The record is from the annotation of a GenBank genome assembly.
AUGGAACUCUUAUGUUCAAUUUGUGGAUAAGAUUUAGAUAUUUGUAUAAGAUGGCCUCGCUUAAUUCCUAAUACAGGAGAUACAAUUUGUUAAUAAUGUGUAUAAAAAAUUGUAGAUUACACCAUUGAGCCUGAUAAGAUUAUACAUUUAUAAAAUGAUCUAACUUAAGUAGUGUUUUUCUUUUUAAAAUUAGUUAUAACAAAUUAAAUAAAAUUAAUUGAAGUUGGAUGACUUUCCUCUCAAUUAGAGCUUAUUAAGAAUUCUUUAAUUAUAAAAAUAAAAGAAUCUUCGUUCAAUAAAUUUAGAAUCUAAAAUUAAUACUUAAACAUUUGAAGAAUGGCCAUCAAAUGAAACAAGUAUUGAUAGUAAUUUUCUGGAUGAAUUGGCUACUUAAGUAAAGAAACCUUAAAAGUUGAAUUUAAAACGAUUUAGAGACGAAGACGAUAGUUUUGGUUCUCUAAAUUAUUCUUAUAAUUCAGGUAAAAUGUGUUAAACUCAUCGCAGACAACUAGAAGUUGUUUGUUUAUAAUGUUAAAUUAUGAUUUGUACAAAUUGUGCUUUAUUUGGAAAUCAUAAAGGACAUUAUAUUUAUAGUGAAGAAGAUAUUAUUACACUUUUAGAAAUGAAAGCAUAAGAAUUAACAGAAAUGAUUGAGAGAAUUCAUAAAGAAUCAUCGUCUAUUUGUAGAUGUAAACAUGAAUAGGAUUUAUAAAAAUAAGUUUUAGAAAUGCAAAAGAUUGCUGUUGAUAAAUUAAAAAAAGAAUUUGGAGAAUUAAGAGAUAAAAUUGAUUAAAAAGAAAAAAUUGUAAGUGUUUAAUUUUUCUAAUUUUAGUUAGUGUCUUAAAUAAUGAUUGCUACAUAAAAUAAUAUCAAUAAAUUUAAUGAUUGGUGGAAUAAUACUAUUCAUAUAGAAAAGGAAUGUUAAUCUUGGAUAAAAUUAGUAUAAAAUGUUUUUGAGUAAUUUACAGAAUAAGUUAAAUAUUGGGAAUUGCUUAAUCUUACAGAUAAUUUAAGAAUUAAUGGACUUUAACUUUAAUAGUAAGAGUAUUUAUUUAAUUAAAUAAAGAGAAAUUAAGAGACAUUAAUAAUAGAUAAUUGAAAAGAAAGAUUAAUUAAUAGGUUAUGAAAUUGGUGUAAAAUUUAAUUGGAAUGCAUUAAGAGUUGAAGAUUUUUGUAAAAUAAUCGAUGGUUCAGAAUAGAUUACAAAUGCUACAAAUGAAUCUUAAUAAUCUCCAUAUUUAUUGAGUUCUUUUAAAAUGUAAUAAUCAAUAGAAGAAACUGAUUUAUUAAAUGAUGUUAGUGGUACCUUUGCAAAUGAAUCUGAAUCUGUUAAUAAAAUAAAGAGAGUUUAUAGAAGUGCUACUCCAAAUAAUUAAUUGAAUACAGAGAAUUGUGAACCAUCUUUAUCAACAAUUGUAAUUAGUAAUUAAAAAUAGUAGGAAAGUAAUAGAACUUCAAUUUAUAGAAAGAAAUCUUAAGUUCCUAUAAAAUUAUAAUCGUAUAUGGAUGAAUUAAGAAAGGGUAAGAUAGAUGUUGCAGAAUUCAAUAAUUUAGAGAAAGAACUUUUAGGAAUAAUUGGGAAUGAAAUUAAAUAUUGGAAAGUUAAAAGUGUAAAAAUUAUGAAAUCAAAAUUAUCUGAUGAUUAAUUAUUGUUAUUGUUUAAGGGUAUAAUUUAAAUAUAUAUAAUGAAUUUAGCUUUAUCAUAAAAUGAUAAUAUUUAGAGUGUGAAUUUAUCACAGAAUUCUUUAAGUGAUAAAAGUAUUGAUACUUUAUUUUAGUUAUAUUAAAAUGGAUUGAUUGGUGUUCAUUUGAAGAAUAUUAUUGUAUCUUAGAAUAAAAUAAAUGCUAGGAAUGUGAAAUAGAAAAUAAAUGAUUUUAAGAAAUUAGGUUUGAUUAUAACAUUAUGA